Porites lobata is the source of this 2423-nucleotide messenger RNA. Lineage: Eukaryota; Metazoa; Cnidaria; Anthozoa; Scleractinia; Poritidae. The record is from the annotation of a GenBank genome assembly.
CUGCAAACAAACGCUGUGACCGUGCAUCAUGUUUCGUUGGCUUAUGUGGCUGGUUUCGAAACAUUGUAAAGCGUGUACCUUCGUAUUUUUAUCUUUUCUACUCAUACUGAUUUGCAGCUUUAUGGUUAGUUCAUUUUCCCCUUAUGUGCUUAUCAGCGAUAGAAUUCCUAAACCCGACGAAAGACUCGGGAAUUUGAAGGAAGAUGCAAAUGCUACCAUUGAAGCUAUAAACAACUGCUCGCAAACUACGGAUAUAUUGCCAGAUUUCAUCGAGUGUAAAAGGGGAACAUUGCUCUACUCUGCGUGGUUUGAUGAUCGACAUGCUCAAAAUUAUAUCCAGGUAUUGUUGAUGACUUCACGUAGAAACCAACCACCGCCUCUCUCAUGUCGUUUCCCAAAUGGGCCAACUUCUACUAUCUCUGUAGGGGCUGUUACUCCGUAUUAUGAAAUCAACAAACGAUACAGCAACAAACGUUAUGGUCUCUUCGUGGCGUCCUGCAUUCUUUCGAAAGAUUUGGUCGGCAUACCGAAUUUUGUUAACAUCUCGAUAGCUAACGAAUGUAUGGUUGAGUUACCUGUGGGAAACACAAGAAACACAUCUUACAAGAGAGAUUACGGAAUUUGCAUUCCUCCGAUGUUUGGAAAUAUUCGAGUCGCCGAGGUAGUCGAGUUUCUGGAAAUGUCGCAACUUUUAGGAGCGUCAUAUUUUACGUUUUAUGACUACAGUAUCUCUGACAGCGUGAGGAAAAUGCUUAGUUACUACGAAAGAAAAGGGGUAGCAGAAGUUCUUCCUUGGAGUUUACCCACCUAUAUCACAGACCAAGAUGUCCAUUACUAUGGGCAAAUUUUUUCCAUGCAAGACUGUUUGUUCCGGUCAAUAAAUCGUCUCAACUUCGUUGCGUUCAACGAUUUAGACGAGUUUAUAAUCCCGCUUCAGGAUGAAAGCAUGCCUUCUCUACUUUACAGUAUCCACGACUCUAACUAUUGCGGCCACUGUUUUCCAAGCGCACGAUUUCCCACUGUAGAUAGCUUGACUCAAAACUAUUCUCUUUUCACUCAAAACGUUCUACGUCGUUUACCUCAAGCUGAUUCGACACACACCAAAUGCGUUGAUGAUCCACAAAGAGUGUUUGAACAUGGAGUACAUCUUAUCAUGCAACCAUUCGAAGGCUACAAAACUAACCAUGUGAACUGGAACAAAGCUAGAGUUUUCCAUUACAGAAAAUGUCAACCUCCAUGUAACUCGGCCGCUGAUAUGAAAGUAGAUACAACCAUGCAUAAAUACAGCGAGCAAUUGAGAAAGAAUGUGAUUUCAAGCUUCGUUAAAUGUAAGGUCUUUAAUAAUGCAAUAAUCAAUUCAAUAAUCAAUUCAAUUAACAAUAAAAUAAAAUUUUAAGUUAACUGAUGCAUUGAUCGCUUUGAUAUUGUUAUAAAACAAUUAGUUCAUGCGUCAGCGUGCGUAUGUCGAGAUAUUGAGCACUUGGGAAGUUUGGAGAGCACUCAAGAGGCUAGAGUUGCACGAGGCUGCGCCUCGUGCAACUCUUAUACGCCUCUUUCGUGCUCUCCAAACUUCCCAAGUGCUCAAUAUCUCGACAUACGCACAGCUGCAGCAUGAACUAAUUGUUUUAUAACAAUAUCAAAGCAAUCAAUGCAUCAGUUAACUUAAAAUUUUAUUAUUGUAGAGCGCGCUCAAAGCAGUACGCGUCAAUGUUUACGUGAGUAUAUUUUUUUUCCUCUCAGUUAAGCUUAUGUUUUUAUCCUGAAACUGAGAGAAAUUGUACUCUAAAAUGAUUGUAAAAUCCAUACUUAGGUGCCGGAAAACUAUUAAAUUACCGAAAAAUUGUUAUUGAGAGAAAACAACUUUGCAAAGAAUGAUCUCACGCCAUAGCCCGCACAGCUCGCGGAGAUGACAACAACAACAACAACAACACUCGCCUCUUUUCCUUACUGUCGAUUAACAAAUUCAAACGUUUCCUCCUAAAUUUCCUUAUAAAACACAUGGUAAACGCUUCAUUGUCUAUUGCUGAGUUAUGGAUGCACUCAGGAGACUCAGGAUUGCUAAGCUCCCAACAACUCGAGGAAUUACGAAUAGUUUAUUGACGUCAUCAGCGUGCUCAACAGGAAUAUGAAGCACGCUCGCGCUAUUGAAUUUGAUUAGGCGAAUUUUCUAGCUAUGUGAUAAUAAUGAAUCGUUUUCAUUUCUACUGAAGAGUCAAUUAGUUUGUAAACCUGCGUAGUAUAAUUGGAGUUAAUAAAAAUUAACCAAGCUUUUAAAACGUUACGUGGGUGAACCGUUUAACACUGUAUUGUAUUUUGUAUGUUAUUUUUACUCCAUCCUAUAGAUAAUACAUUAGUUGUACAAAAUCAAUUAGUACAAGGUUGAUUAAACUACGUGUACAUAAUAAAAAAAAGAAAGUUAUGGC